This is a messenger RNA of Aspergillus versicolor CBS 583.65, 678 nucleotides long. RefSeq lists its product as uncharacterized. Lineage: Eukaryota; Fungi; Ascomycota; Eurotiomycetes; Eurotiales; Aspergillaceae. Bases 81 to 458 code for a protein of 125 amino acids. The record is from RefSeq and is a predicted model, not a curated record. The transcript has a single exon.
GCCGCCUUUGGGGUGUCCCUCCUCUCCUUCAGUGCCUUACUGUCUUCUGGCCCUGGACGAUUACUCGUUUAGAGUCCACGAUGUCAGCUCUUCCUGUCCUCCUCCUCAUCUUCCUGGACAACUGGUCAUUUCGAGCGUUGUCAGCUCCUCGACCCGGACGAGCGCUCAACAGAGCCUCGUCAGUUCCUCACUUUCCCUCUCGCCCGACGAGCGUUCAACAGAACAUCGUCUGUUUCUUCCUCCUUCACCUUUACCCGACGAGCGCUCAAAAGAGCAUCGUCCUCUUCUCGACCUGGACGAGCGUACAAACAGGUCAUUGUCAGUUUCUUCACCUUCACCGUAGCCUGACGGGCGCUCAACAGAGCAUCGUCCGAUUAUCCUACUCGACCCUCGCCGGGCGAUUGCUUGUUAGAGCGUCGUCAUCCGUUAUGAUGAAGCAGAAUGCUAAGGCUCCUUAGGCACCCGCCAUGCCAGUCAUAUUGCCAUUGAAAAAACAUUCUUCAGACAACUCCUAUACUUUACUUUGCUUUAAUUUGGUGACACUGGUCCUAUUUCUAGCCAUACGCUAAAACAAUGUUUAUUUGACUACAUCACUACAACUUCCGACGCGGCAUCAAACUAGAGCAAUCGAGGGGGCAAGGGUAGGGAAGGACCUUCAAGUUCCGAGCAUAUUUUUCA